This is a messenger RNA of Oryza sativa Japonica Group (Japanese rice), 2211 nucleotides long. RefSeq lists its product as uncharacterized. NCBI's taxonomy places the organism in Eukaryota, Viridiplantae, Streptophyta, Magnoliopsida, Poales, Poaceae. The record is from RefSeq and is a predicted model, not a curated record.
UUGUCCGAAAUUUCGGAAUUUCGGUGCCCACCGAAAUUUUCUUGUUUCCCGAAGGGAAAACCCUGGCUGGAGGACUAUCCGUCGGCUGGCGAGGAACGGCGGCGGAGCUCCGGCUGCUGUAGGGAGGGAGGCACCCGCGUGCCGGCGUUGGAUUUGAUUGGGCCUCACCGAAAUUUCGGUCCGAAAUUUUGAACAAAAUUUAGUUGAAUUUGAACAAAUACUACCAAAAUUCAUGAAAAAAUUCGGUCGAAGUAAUAUCGUAAGAAAUUCGGUCCGAAAUUUCACCCUGAUCGCAAUUAGCGAGCGAGAUAGGCGGGAGCUCGGAAUGCGUGUGGGGUGGGCGCAAUCCAAUCCAAAGAGGCGUUCGUCGAUCUCCGAUCGGAUCGUCUCCGUGAUUCGCCAUGGAUGAUGAUGAGCCCAUCCCCUUGGAUGACGAUCUCCUCCUGCCAUUGCUGUUUUCGCCUCCGCUCCCGGCCGACGACGAUGAUGGCGGCGGCGUGAGCCCAACCCCAAGCUGGGUGUACCUCGACGCGAGUGCCUACGUCUCCCCCGACGCCGUCUCCAACGCCACCACCGCCGUCUCCACCACCACCACCGGCGUACGCAUCCACGUCUCCUUCUGCCUCGCCCGCCCGCCGCGCCUCUCCUACCUCUGCGUCCACUGCCCCCGCCCCGGCGCCGGCCACGGCGAGGCCUACCGGUUCACCGUCGAUCCCCGAGUCAUCAGCACGCACGCCGACGUAGCCCUCCUCCUCGUCCCGCACCCCAACGACGAGCUCUACCGCGGCAUCAGAUCCUACGACUACUUCGUCUACACGGCCAGCCCCCGCCCGUCGCUCCGGCUGCUGCCCAACCCGCACGCCUCCCCCUUCAGCAGCGACGCGGUCGCCAUCGUCCGCUGCUCGGGCGGCGCACGCUACGUCAUCGCCGGCCUCAUGCCCACCAUCAGGUGCCCCAUGGAGUUCAAGCUUCAGCGCUUCGACUCCGACGUCGGCCGCUGGACCUCCACGGCGGUGUCCGUCGACGAGCCGGCCGAGAGGGACAGGGUGCUCCCCAUCCCGGACACUGCCACCGAGGUGCUCUUCCACUACACCACCAAGGUCAUCACGCUCGCCGGCGGUGACCACGCCAUGGCCGUCGGCUGGGUGGAUCUCUGGAGGGGAAUCCUGCUCUGCGACGACGUGCUCGACGAACACCCCGUGCUCCGCGACCUGCCGCUGCCCAAGCCGGCGAGGAGGAACCGGAAAUCCUUCUGCAGAGGCUACCCACAUGGUUACCGUGACAUCACCGUCGUCGUGCAGGACUCUGCUCCCUCCUGCAUCAAGUACGUCGAGAUGGUGACACGCCCCGGUGAUCCACCACCUCGGCGGCGACGACGGUUGAUUGAACAUAAUUCUGAUGACUCGGAUUCUUCUGACGGCUCAGACGAGGAUGUUGCUUACUACUGGAAGGCCAACAUAUGGAGCAGGCCGAUACCGGCUGGUUCAUGGAAGGAUUGGCACAGGGAGUGCACGGUGGAUGUAACCGACAUCGCCGUCGUCGACAAUGUCAGGUACAGUGAGCUGCUGCCAAAGAUCUGCAAUGAUCCAGAGGAAACAUUGAGGAGGUUGCUCACAGGUCACCCCACAUUGGGCAUGGAUGGCAAUGUCAUCUCUUUCCUGUCCAAGAUCGGCUACAGUGAUGAUAAGAGAUGGGUUAUUUCUGUUGAUCUGAGGGAUAAGACACUGCAAGGUGUGACUGAGCUUGAUCACAGGAAGAAUUCCAGCUUCAUGCGCUACUACAUUACCAGUGAGAUCUCCAAAUAUCUCAUCAACGCUACAGGUGAGACAGGAACUCUGGUAAGAACUGGCGCCAUGGAGUCUAAUAAGAAAAGAAAAAAGAAGAAGAAAUCACGUAGGCUGCCAGGGGGAAAGAGAUGAAACAAGCUGCAGAGAUUGGGCGAUUCACGAGCCGCUUAAUUUUUUUUUAUCAGUGAUAUUCUGCUGGAUGAUUUACCUGCCUAAUGGCUAAUAUGUUAUGUUCAAGACCUGCUACUUUCUGUAAUGGAUUUGGUUUUUACAUAUCAAUCCUAAGGGAGUGUUUGGAAACUAGGAACUAAAUUUAGUGCCUCUCACAAAAGUACAAAUCCCUAUGGUAGGGACUUAUGUUUUUGUGAGAGGGACUAAAGUUUAGCCCCACUUUAGUCCCCCCAACCAAAUACCACCUGAGUCA